ACAAGCAUUAGUGCUUCGGUAUGGAUCAUCGCUGUAGGUAGGGCAAGAUGGCUCCAUCGAUAGGAACAGCUGUUUUACGCUGAAGGACAUCGUAAAGCAAAAAAGUACGAAAUCUGACACAGAAUGUCACGGGCUGUGCUUUAGUCAGUAUAGGUCUCAAUAAAAGUUACAUGCAGCGAUAAGCAAACACAGUUUUAAGAUGGAUGUAGUGACCACUAGCCUAGAAGCUCUCAUACAGAGAGCAACAAAUUCACAAAAUCAGAAGCCAGAUGUAGCAGCUAUUGAAGCAUUUUGUGUGUUGCUUACCAAAGAAGCUGAAGGUAUUCAAAUUGGCACAAAGUUGUUGGCGACGCAUAUUCAGUCGCUCAAUGAAUCAGAAGCUUUGCAAGCUCUUUCUUUAUUAGAUACUUGUAUGAAGAAAUGUGGGCCAUUAUUUCAUGCUGAAGUCGGUAAAUUCCGUUUCUUAAAUGAGAUGAUAAAAUUAGUUUCACCAAAAUAUCUUGGUGGCCGCACUACAGCUACUGUACGGCAGAAGGUUCUGCAACUUCUUUAUGCAUGGAUCAGGGAAUAUCCUCGUGAAUUAAAAAUUAAAGAAGCCUAUGAGAUGCUAAAGAAACAAGGGGUUAUUGAGGAAGAUGCUGCAUUCAUAAUGGCCAACAGUGAGGAAAGUCAAAAAUCGUCUAAGUUAAGAAACAGUAUAUUCGAAAAUGAAGAAAUGUCAAAGCAUUUGCGCAAGUUGCUUCACAGCAAAGAUCCUUACGAUUUGCAGACCGCGAAUCGGCUGAUCAAGGUUAUGGUAAAAGAGGAUGAGGAGAGAUUGCAGUUAAGUACACGAAGACACAUGGAAUUAGAGUCAGUACAUAACAAUGUGAAGCUACUCUCAGAAAUGUUAGAUUCCUAUAAUCAGAAUGAAACUAGCGCGGAGGAUCUCGAAUUAAUGAAGGAACUGCAUCAAGCAUGCGAACGGCUAAAACCUAUGCUGUUGAGACUUGCCAGUGAAACUCAAGGCAACGUUGAAAUGCUCGGUGAUGUGCUUGCUGCAAGUGAUGAGCUGAGUCAGGUCUUCGAGAAGUACACGUCUGUUAUCGUCCUUGGACAGUCCACAACGGAACCUUCUAAGGCCAACAAUUUUAACAAUGGAUCUUCACUCUUAGACCUGUCGUCUCCUACCGAAAAUGUUCCUUGCGAGAGUACUUUAAGUACACCGAGCGCAACUUCGACAGAUCAUCGAUCUGACAUGGACGUUUUGGGAGACAUAUUUAGCGUGUUAGAAAAACCAAUCAAGUCGGACGCGAGUUUGCUAAUGCCUAACAACAUUAUGCAACCAAUUAGCGUUUCGCCCGUGAGCAAGAAAAACGAAGUUACUAACAACGAGGGAGGAAAGAUAGACAGUAAAGCGAAAGCAUUGGAGGAGUUAAAUGAAUUGGGAGAGACUUUACUAAAGCAAAGCUUGUCGAGUGCACGCUCGUCGCAAGGGAAAUUGAAUAAUAACGCGACCAAAAUCGCUAUUGGUGACUCAGUUUGGAAGCAAAAUUGGUCCCACGAGACUAACACGUCUGAUGCGUCACAACGUAUCACAACGGAACAACUGGAACAUACGAAGUGUGAGACAAACAGUAACUCUGAAACUUCGGUAUCCGCAAAUACGUCGAAAAUUAAUGUGAUCGCUGAUUCGUGUAACAAUAGUAAUACAAGUGCGGUGAUACCGGACGCGAGAAUACCACAGCAACAGCAUCAGAACGUGACACAGUUGCGCAAUGGUUCAUCGAGGAUAACGGAUAUCGAGCCCGAAAUCAAACCACUGACUGAUAUCAAUGUUAAUCUUGAGGAUAUUACGCCAGGUACAAAUCCACCUCUGACGGUAAUCGAGGAAAGAAACGGUAUAACUGUGGUGCUCCAUUUUGCUCAAGACAGCCCUAGGCCGGAUGUGUCUGUAGUAGUAAUUACUACAAUGAGUAAAAACACAAAACCGCUUAGUAAUUAUCAAUUUCAAGCAGUCGUACCUAAAAAAUGCAAGUGUAGACUGCAGGCACCUUCCGGCAUGAAGUUACCGGCGCAUAAUCCAUUCCUUCCACCUUCUGCAAUCACACAAAUUAUGCUGAUUGCAAAUCCUCUUAAGGAGCCCGUGUCCUUGAAGUUUAUGCUAAGCUAUACAUUGGAUGACGAAACGUUUACAGAGAUGGGUGAAGUGGACAAGUUACCUCAUCUAUGAGAUUCAGCGCACUUCUGUGGCGAUCUCAAUGCAAUAUUACAUUCAUAUUCGUGCCCUCAGCAGGCCAAAAUAUAAAAAUAUUCCAAUUAUAGAGCGAUCCAAUCAUUUAGAAAUAUGUGCAAUGAGAUGAACUUGUUAGAUUUUCUGCACACUAUUUUAAGCUUAGAAUGCAUAACAAUUUGAGAAGAUCGAUCUGACGACUACCUUAGUUACAAAUUUUAUAUACAUUAUUCUUCACAUGGAUCUCUGCCUCGAAGGAAAUAAAAAAUGUAGUGAAUAUCUCAUGCGAAAUGAGCAUGUUAAUGAAACAAUUUUUCAUAACAUGUUAGAAUUACUAUAAGUAGAAAUAAUAAAAUAGGACACGAUUGCCAGAUUGUGCUAAUAACAAGUGACGAUAUUCCUUCGUUAAAACAUGAUAGAACUGCACAGUUCUAUCCAGAUAUAAUUCAGAAAUUGAAUUUCAGCAGCUGAUUGUUAAAUUAUUAUUAUACCUAGAUUAUAUUAAUUUUUUAAGGUUUCGAUACUAGAACGAUGGAGCAAAUAUGCUACUCUAUUUUACAAAAUUUUUAAAGAAUUUAAUUUGAAAUACAUCCGGUGUGUGCCACUUUGUAAUAUUUAUUAUACCAUAAAAUAACAUAUGAAAUAUACACAAGUACUUAUUCUCUCGCGUAAGAUCAUCUUAUGUAUUGUAUUCGCAUAGUUCUAUAUAAUAAGUGUAAUAAGUAUCACGAAGCAAAGUCAUUUUCAAAUUGUGCAUUCUAGGAUUAAAUUAGUGAAAUAUGAAGGUAACAGGAAUUAAAUUAUCCUAAUGCGAAGUUUACAAGAAUUGUCAUAAAACUGUCAAUAAAGAAGGGAGUAGUUAAAUACACACCCUUAAUCUUAGUAUGCAUAACAUUAUUUUAGACCCGAUGCAGUAUUUCUUCUUAUAUGUUCUUUUUAUUAGUUUGGUUCUCAGCUUCUAACAGUAUGCAUAUUAUUGAAUAUGCAAAAGAAAUGGACGUGCAUACUAGGGUUAAGCAGAGUGAUAUUAUUUCAUAUUGUUACGGAAAUCUUUGUUUUAAUUAGGAUACGGUAUUCUGGUAUUUGUUUAUUCGUAUAUUUAAGAGUCUAUCGUACAUACGUAGUUGUAUGCUGCUUUGUGAUAUAUGCUUUAAUAAGUGUAAACCUAUUUUAAGACUGCGAGUUUAAUAAACCAAAUAAGAUUAAGGAGAAAUAAACGGGGAGAGCUGCAACGUGUCUGUAUGAAGGAAAAAAUUCCGCAAAUGUGUUUUAACGAUAUUUUAAGUGAUAAUUAAAUUAUUAUUAUUA
Molecule: messenger RNA, 3520 nt
Organism: Harpegnathos saltator (Jerdon's jumping ant)
Lineage: Eukaryota; Metazoa; Arthropoda; Insecta; Hymenoptera; Formicidae
Gene: Gga
Product: ADP-ribosylation factor-binding protein Gga
Exons: 12
Coding region: 200-2212 (670 amino acids)
Biological process (GO): Golgi to plasma membrane transport; intracellular protein transport; protein localization to cell surface
Cellular component (GO): trans-Golgi network
Molecular function (GO): phosphatidylinositol binding; small GTPase binding; ubiquitin binding
Source: RefSeq, a predicted model, not a curated record